This is a messenger RNA of Nicrophorus vespilloides, 888 nucleotides long. RefSeq names its product pancreatic lipase-related protein 2-like. Gene Ontology annotation, biological process: lipid metabolic process. The record is from RefSeq and is a predicted model, not a curated record. NCBI's taxonomy places the organism in Eukaryota, Metazoa, Arthropoda, Insecta, Coleoptera, Silphidae. Gene Ontology annotation, molecular function: lipase activity. The coding region runs from base 1 to 888 and encodes 295 amino acids. The transcript is spliced from 4 exons.
AUGCUUCUGCUUCUACUAGUUCUCAUCGGUGGAGGUGACGCCAUCGCCAGGUUUUACCUGUUGAAUCGGCAAUCGCCAGAGUUGAAGACGGAAAUCACUGAUGAUAAUUUGCGUUUAGUGAACGCGAAUCUCACCGUCAAGUUCAUGAUUCACGGAUGGGGAGAGAGUGCCGACAAGGAUUGGUACACGGCUUUGACGGAUGCUUAUCUGCUGCGGUACGAUUGCAAUGUGAUCCAGGUGGAUUGGAGGAAAGAGGCGGCGCAAUUGUACACGAUCUCGGCGGAAAACACUAGGAUAAUCGGUGAAAGCGUUGGAGAGUUCAUCGUGAAGCUGAACAAGUAUCUGGGCUUGGGUUUGGAGAAGGUGCACGUGGUGGGGCAUUCUCUGGGAGGUCAGGUGAGCGGCUUCACCGGGAAGGCGGUGCAGCGUUUGAUCGGCAAGAAGAUCGACAGGAUCAGCGGUCUGGAUCCGGCCGGACCUGAGUUCGAGGGGAUGAACGCGAAGGACAGAUUGGCCGUCGGCGAUGCCAACUUCGUGGAUGUUACCCAUACGGAUGGUGGGAUCUUCGGAUUCAGAGAUCCGAUCGGAACCGUCGAUUUCAUGCCAAACGGAGGCGUCAGGCCGCAGCCCGGAUGCACGAUCACGAGCUACGACAAUCAACUCAGUUUGACUCAAAUCUUGUUUUGCAGCCACAUCCACAGUUACCUCUUCUUCAUCGAGUCCAUCAACGAUGAUAACCAAAUUGCCUAUAAAUGCGACACUUAUAGAAACUACGAAAACGGGUAUUGCACCAUGAACGAGCAGACCAUCUACGGAGAAGACGUGGACAGAAAUGCCGUCGGCACGUUCUUCUUUAAAACCACACCAGAAGCUCCGUACUUCACUUAA